AUGGCAUCAAGUCUUCUUCUCAUUGUGGUCCUCUGUUUGACCAGUGGGCUGUGGAUUGGAGCAAAUGCGUCAUGUGAAGAUGAGUGCUGCAGAACCUGCCCAGAUGGUUGGACUCCAUUUGGCAAAAAGUGUUACCAGUUCCACCACGCUCCAAAGACCUGGGCUGAUGCAGAGCGUUUCUGCACCACUCUCGGUGGAAAUCUGGCUUCCCUCCACACCCAAGAACAGUACAAAGCCUUCAGACAGGUGAUCCUGAGAGUGACUGGCACACAUACAAACACUUGGGUUGGAAGCUACGAUUCAUCAGGCGAGGGUGUGUGGCUCAACAGUGACGGUUCACUGUUUGACUUCAAAGGCUGGGCCAAAGGGGAGCCCAGCAACAGUGGUGGAAAAGAACACUGCAUGGAGAUCAACUUUAAAGGAAAGGAUUUCGUCAAUGACACACCCUGUGGUCAGAAGAAAUCUUUUGCUUGUGCCAGAGACCUGUAAUCACUCCCCUCCAUGACACAUCAGCUGUGGUAAUAUCACAUCCCCACUGAUAAUGUCACUUGUAACAGGGAGUCGAGCCUCGACGACAUCGCUGCUGGAAGAUCUCUUAACAAUUCUGAAUUGAUUUCAGCUUCAUCAAUAAACACAUAUAUCCUGUUCAGCAA
This is a messenger RNA of Epinephelus moara (kelp grouper), 653 nucleotides long. RefSeq names its product galactose-specific lectin nattectin-like. The transcript is spliced from 6 exons. Bases 1 to 489 code for a protein of 162 amino acids. NCBI's taxonomy places the organism in Eukaryota, Metazoa, Chordata, Actinopteri, Perciformes, Serranidae. The record is from RefSeq and is a predicted model, not a curated record.